Molecule: messenger RNA, 723 nt
Organism: Falco peregrinus (peregrine falcon)
Lineage: Eukaryota; Metazoa; Chordata; Aves; Falconiformes; Falconidae
Gene: RBIS
Product: ribosomal biogenesis factor
Exons: 3
Coding region: 44-349 (101 amino acids)
Biological process (GO): ribosome biogenesis
Cellular component (GO): nucleolus
Source: RefSeq, a predicted model, not a curated record
GGUGUGACGUCAGCCGGGCGGCCGGUCGCGCGCUGCCGCCGCCAUGGGGAAGAGCCGGCCGCGCGCGGGGAAGGCGGGCAGUGUUUUCCGCAUCGCUCGCAGCGGCGCCGCCAAGGCCAAGGCCAAGGGCAAGGCGCGGCCCGUCACCUCCGGGCUGAAGCAGCUAAACAUUAGAAAUGCUGAGAAAGUUAGCACAAUAAAUAAAGCAUUUGCUGAAGUUCAGAAAGAAAUACAGCAACUAUCAAAAGGCACUGCAGCAGAACCUCAGAAGAAUGAUCAGGUUUCCGCAAACCUGGAAGAGGAACCGGCAAACGUGGAUGCUGCCACAAACCUAUUAUCUCAGUUGUAAUACAUAAUGGAUGAUGAAGGGAUCACAAGAAAUGAAGAUAACAUACCAAUGGCUUUGUUUGUACAAUUUUAUUUAAAAAAUCUUGUUAAUAUACAAGUAUUGGCACACUUUAAUACAAACUACAAACAGACCUUUCCUAUCAUCUAGGAAAGUGGAAUGUCAGAAGUCAGUGUGAGAAACUUAAAGUGCUAAAACAGAAGGCACUUCACAAAAUUGGUUCACUGAAACAAUUUAGCAUAACUCAAGUUGAUAUCCUUCACUUUUCAGCUUGGCAGUGAAAGCUUCAAAACUGAUUGAAAGGUUAAAGACAAAAAAUACAGAAAGCUUCUUGGCAGUAAAGCUUCAAAGAAAAUGCUGUUAACUGUGAGCAAGAA